AUGGUCGGUCUCACCUGCAUUCCGCUUGUCAUCUUGGGUGGUUUCGUUCAUCUGCACAUUGUCAUUAUUAAGGAUCAGAAGAACAAAAAGGCGCAUGAGCACUCCACUCACCUCGCCUGCGAAGCUGCUGGUUCCAUCCGUACGGUUGCUUCUCUCACCCGUGAGGAGGAUUGCCUCCAUCUGUACAGCGAGUCACUGGAGGGCCCGCUCCAGGAGUCCAAGACUAGCUCGUUCUGGUCCAACAUGCUCUACACGAUCACACAGUUGAUGUGGACUUGCGGUGCUGCAGCGGACAUCGUCAACCUCCUGGACUCCAAGCCUAGCAUUGACGCCGACAGUACGGAGGGCAGCAUCCACUUCGAGAACAUCCACUUUUGGUACCCCACUUGUCCCGGUGUGUGCAUUCUGCGUGACCUCAACCUCACUGUCGGGUCUGGCACCUAUGUGGCGCUUGUCGGCGCGUCAGGAUGUGGAAAGCGUACGACCAUCCAGCUUCCCAUCGAGUACCGCAAGCACAUCGCUCUGGCCUCUCAGGAACCAACGCUGUAUGCUAGUACCAUCCGCUUCAACAUCCUCCUUGGUGCAACGAAGCCUGCUAAAAAAAACUCAAGGCCGUCAUUACCAGAUAGCUUCGACGCCGAGGUUGGUGGUAAGGGCUCCCAGCUCUCCGGUGACCAUUGCGAUUGCGCAGACAACUCGACCUUGGAGAAGAUUGUGCAGAAAGCACUCGACAGUGCUGCCAAGGGCCAGACAACGAUUGUGAUUGCACAUCGUUUACCAACCAUCCAGAACGCAGACUGCAUAUACUUCAUCAAGGAUGGUGCAGUCCACAAAUCUGGCAUCCACGACAAGCUCAUUGCGCUGUGUGGAGGCUACUACGAAUGUGUCCAGAUACAAGCACUCAACAAGAGGUAA
This is a messenger RNA of Phanerochaete carnosa HHB-10118-sp, 915 nucleotides long. RefSeq lists its product as uncharacterized. Gene Ontology annotation, biological process: transmembrane transport. Lineage: Eukaryota; Fungi; Basidiomycota; Agaricomycetes; Polyporales; Phanerochaetaceae. Gene Ontology annotation, molecular function: ABC-type transporter activity; ATP binding; ATP hydrolysis activity. Gene Ontology annotation, cellular component: membrane. Bases 1 to 915 code for a protein of 304 amino acids. The record is from RefSeq and is a predicted model, not a curated record. The transcript is spliced from 5 exons.